Messenger RNA from Drosophila rhopaloa, 2500 nucleotides. Its product is annotated as long-chain fatty acid transport protein 1-like. Gene Ontology annotation, molecular function: long-chain fatty acid transmembrane transporter activity; long-chain fatty acid-CoA ligase activity. Bases 201 to 2339 code for a protein of 712 amino acids. Gene Ontology annotation, biological process: triglyceride homeostasis. The transcript has 6 exons. The record is from RefSeq and is a predicted model, not a curated record. NCBI's taxonomy places the organism in Eukaryota, Metazoa, Arthropoda, Insecta, Diptera, Drosophilidae. Gene Ontology annotation, cellular component: endoplasmic reticulum.
GAACGAAGCUGUUGGCCGAAAGACGCGACCGGCUUAAACUCCGACUUAAUCACCCACCUGAUAUAAAAAAAAUCUAAACAAAAACCACAAUAAAAACCACCAAUAGCGGCGGAGUUAAUUGAAGACCAAACCAAGCCGAGCUGUUAAUCAACAUCAGUUCGCAGCCUCUGCAGAUGUGCUGUUAAAUUCGAAAUAAAAAAAUGUGCACCGCUGGCGUUGCGGUUGAUGGUGGUGCUGCUACAGGUGGUGCUGAUACUGCGGACAGUGGUGCUGCCGCCGCCCCAAGUUCGACGGCCUUGAACCCCCCACAGGUUGCAAUUAGCAUAAAUUCACCGGAAAUUAUAAAACAACCGAAGGAGGUUGAUUGGCGGCGUUAUCUUCAAUGGAUCUUAACUCCCGCAUUGAGCGCAGUAACUGGGCUGAUCCUAUAUUACCAAGGACCUUGGUAUGGAGUGGCCACCCUGUAUGCCAGCUUAAUAGCCACAUUGCUGGUGCGUCCAGGAUGGCGAUGGUUCUAUAUAGCAGCGGUCACCACUCCUCGCGAUACUGUAGCCCUCUUCGCCUACAUUCGUGUGUUAAUGUUCAUAAAACGGCAGGAGCGGAAGAAUUUGAACAUAGGAGACAUCUUCGAGGCGAAUGUGGCCCGGCAGCCGGACAAGUUGGCCAUAGUCAGUGAGUCCCAGCAAUGGACUUUCCGGCAGGUGAAUGAGCACUCCAACCGAGUGGCCAACGUAUUCCACAGCCAUGGCUACAAAAAGGGCGAUGUGGUGGGCCUGCUGCUGGAAAAUCGAGCGGAGUUCGUGGCCACCUGGCUGGGUCUAUCCAAGAUCGGGGUGAUCACGCCCCUGAUAAACACGAAUCUCAGAGGAGCCUCCCUGCAACACAGUAUUACGGUGGGCCAGUGCACGGCUCUCAUUUACGGCGCUAAUUUUCGAUCCGCCGUAAUGGAUAUAGCCAAGGAUCUGCCCGCCCAUGUGGGACUCUAUCAGUUCAACGAUGAGGCCACCCAGGAAAUUGUGGCUUCAGAGGGUCUAAGCCAGGGAUUGGCCCAGCAGUUGAAUGGUCUUCUGGAGACGGCUGCCAAGGAUAAAGUGGCCGCUGGCGCUUCUCGAGCGGAUCAUCAUGACAAGCUGGUGUACAUCUACACCUCGGGAACCACGGGAUUGCCCAAGGCAGCCGUCAUCACCCAUUCUCGAUACUUCUUCAUAGCUGCCGGCAUCCACUACACGCUUGGUUUUAAGGAUCAGGAUGUGUUCUAUACCCCAUUACCCUUAUAUCACACCGCUGGCGGAGUGAUGAGCAUUGGUCAGGCCUUGCUCUUUGGCUCAACGGUAGUCGUAAGAAAGAAGUUCAGCGCCUCCGGAUAUUUUUCGGACUGCUCACGAUUCCAGUGCACGGUUGGCCAGUACAUUGGCGAGAUGGCUCGCUAUAUCCUGGCCACGCCAUCGGCUCCUCACGAUCGGCAGCACCAAGUGCGCAUGGUGUUUGGCAACGGGCUGCGUCCACAGAUUUGGCCACAGUUUGUGGAGCGAUACGGGAUCAAAAAAGUGGGCGAGUUCUACGGAGCCACCGAGGGCAAUGCCAACAUAAUGAAUAAUGACAGCACCGUGGGAGCCAUUGGCUUUGUUUCCCGGAUACUGCCGCAGAUCUAUCCGAUAUCGAUCAUUAAAGCAGAUCCCCAUACGGGAGAGCCUUUGAGGAACAGCAAGGGACUAUGCGAAAGAUGUGAGGCCGACGAGCCAGGCGUCUUCAUAGGAAAGAUUGUGAGGGGAAAUCCGUGUCGGGAGUUCCUGGGCUAUGUUGAUCAGAAGGCCUCCUCCAAGAAGGUGGUGCACGACGUCUUCUCCAAGGGCGACAUGGCCUUCAUUUCGGGCGAUCUGCUGGUGGCCGACGAACGGGGCUAUCUAUAUUUCAAGGAUCGCACCGGCGACACCUUCCGCUGGAAGGGUGAGAAUGUGUCCACCAGCGAGGUGGAGGCGCAGCUAAGCAAUCUAGCUGGCUACAAGGAUGUGAUUGUGUACGGAGUAAGCGUGCCCCACACCGAGGGAAGAGCCGGAAUGGCAGCCAUUUACGAUCCCGCUCGCGAGGUAAAGGUCACCCAGUUGGGUGAGGAACUGGCCAAUGCCCUGCCCAACUAUGCGAGACCCCAGUUCCUGAGAUUCCUGCGAAGAAUAGACCUAACGGGCACCUUCAAGCUCCGCAAAGUGGAGCUCCAACAGCAGGGCUUCAAUCCGGAACUUAUAGAGGAUGAACUAUACUACGUCCAGUCGGAUGGUGUAUAUGCUCCGCUCACCUUAUCCGUUUAUGAGCGGAUACUAAGGAACGAGCUCCGCUUCUAGGAACGACGGACUUCUCUCUUGGGAAGAGAAGAAGUCAAGACUGUGCCUCUUAUUUUAGUAGAAAGGAUUACUGGUUGAAUUCAAACGUGCUUAAACUAUUUUUAAUUUUGGUAAUGUUAUUUUUUGUGCUACCAAUAAAUAACGUUUUUAAAAGAAAUUGA